This is a messenger RNA of Mizuhopecten yessoensis (Yesso scallop), 12274 nucleotides long. Its product is annotated as serine/threonine-protein kinase MRCK alpha-like. Gene Ontology annotation, biological process: actomyosin structure organization; peptidyl-threonine phosphorylation. Gene Ontology annotation, cellular component: cytoplasm; cytoskeleton. The record is from RefSeq and is a predicted model, not a curated record. Gene Ontology annotation, molecular function: ATP binding; protein serine/threonine kinase activity. The transcript has 42 exons. Lineage: Eukaryota; Metazoa; Mollusca; Bivalvia; Pectinida; Pectinidae. The coding region runs from base 409 to 5778 and encodes 1789 amino acids.
AACUUUGGUCGGCCAUGUUGACAUCUUCGUAGGAAAAUUGCCGAUCCAUGGGUUAAUUAACAGAUCCAAUACGGGAAGUGGAAACUUUAUUUCACUAUGUUAUGACAUUGAAACAACUCAGAAAUAAUCGGUCUGUGCAACUAAAUACUUGGAUUCGAGCUGGAAACAAACCGUAGUGCAAAAGAGCAUUGACAUUGUGAAGGAAGUAGAUGAAAAUCGCAUUUUUGGUUGGUUUCCUUUGGAAUCCGUGAUACAUUGUGGUAAAAUUAGGGUUGGUGCCCUUCCGCUUCUAAGUACAGUUAAAGCUCUCAGUAUUGAUUUUGGUCGGUGAACAUUUCACAAAGAUGAGGAAACGACAAGGGAGGAGGUAGCAGACGACUGACUAAUGUGUUGGUUUGUGAGUCAGUCAUGAUGUCUGCCGAGGAGAGAUUGAAGAGGCUCGGACAGCUGUAUGUUGGAGGGGUGCAACAGAGCAAUGGCCAAGCCCUCAGCCUUGAGAGUCUCCUCGAUGUUCUUAUUGUUCUCUACGAUGAGUGCUGCAGUUCCACACUCCGACGAGAGAAGAAUAUAUCGGAGUUUGUCGAUUUCGCCAAACCAGUUGUCAACAAGAUCAAGCAGUACCGGCUCCACCGAGAUGAUUUUGAGACCAUCAGGAUCAUCGGCAGAGGUGCUUUUGGAGAGGUGGCAGUGGUUAAGUUGAAGUCGACAGACCAAGUUUUUGCUAUGAAAAUCCUCAACAAAUGGGAAAUGCUGAAACGAGCCGAAACGGCUUGUUUCAAAGAAGAGCGAGAUGUGUUAGUAUAUGGUGACCGCCACUGGAUCACAAAUCUCCAUUAUGCAUUUCAAGAUGACAACUUUCUGUUCCUUGUGAUGGACUAUUACUGUGGAGGGGACCUUCUAACACUGCUGAGCAAGUUUGAGGAUCGGCUUCCAGAAGACAUGGCCAAGUUCUACAUUGCUGAGAUGGUGUUGGCUAUUAGUUCUAUUCACAAGUUGUGCUAUGUGCAUCGGGAUAUAAAACCAGACAAUGUUCUCAUAGAUCAAAGUGGUCAUAUAGUGCUAGCUGACUUUGGUUCAUGUCUCCGGCUUCUGGAAGAUGGAACGGUGCAGUCUUCAGUGGCAGUUGGUACACCAGAUUAUAUCUCUCCAGAAAUUCUUCGGGCUAUGGAGGAUGGUCAUGGUCGGUAUGGCCCGGAGUGUGACUGGUGGUCGUUGGGAGUCUGUAUGUACGAGAUGUUGUAUGGAGAAACGCCUUUCUAUGCAGAAUCUCUUGUGGAAACCUAUGGCAAAAUCAUGAACCAUCAGACGCGGUUUGAAUUCCCUGACGAUGUAGAUGAUAUUUCCGACGAUGCCAAGGAACUGUUGAAGUUACUCAUAUGUGGUGCAGACAAAAGAUUAGGCAAAAAUGGUUUGGACGACUUCAAAAAUCAUCCCUGGUUUGAAGGCAUUGAUUGGGAGAAUAUUCGCACCAUGACGCCACCCUAUGUCCCUGAAGUGAGCAGCCCGACAGACACUUCCAAUUUUGAUGUUGAUGAUGCUGACUUCCGACACACUGAUUCGGUACCACCAAUAUCAAAUGCUGCUUUCAAAGGUCAUCAUCUUCCAUUUGUGGGAUUUUCCUUUACAUCCGAGUCACAAAUCUCAGAUCUUGGAACACUUCAAGAUGUUGGCGAGAUUGACACGGAGAAGUUGGAGUCCUUAGCAGCCGAAGCUUUCGAGCGAAAGAUAAAGGCUUUAGAUAAAGAAAAUAAAGAACUACAACGGAAAUUACAAGACACUAGUGUGACGAUACAGAAACUUAACAGUGGAGAGAUCAGCAGUACUGCUGCAGCGGCAGCUGCUGGUGCUGCCGAAUCUGAGGUUCGCCAACUCAAGGAGGAGAUAUCCGUGUUACAUAGAGUAGUCGCAGAGUCACAAACAGAAAUCAGUUCUGUUGAGCAGGAACUCAAACGGGCCAUGGACAGCAAACAUGACCUUGAAAAACGCAUCAGGCUUUUAGAUGAGGAAAAGUCGGCACUUGAAAAGGAACUCCAAGACUUCCGAGAAAAGUACAAACUACAAUCGAGAGAACUGAAGGAGGCUCUAGCUAAACAAAAGAUAGCUAUAGAACAAUACACAGAUUCAAACGACUCGUUAUUGAAAUCCCAAGCCAAGGUGAAGGAACUUACAAGGGAGUUCCGAAACAAAGAUGAGGAAAUGGAGGAGUACAAAAGGAAGGCAGAUAGCUUGAAAAAUGAACGGAGGAGAGCGGAAAAGUCAAUAUUGGAGCUACAAAAUCAAUCUGAUGAAUUUCGAUCCGAGGCAAGUAAGGAAAGGAAGCUGAAGGAGAGAGCAGAGACCUUCGCAAGGGAGUUAGAACAGGAAAUAGAAAGUAUGAAACGGAAACAACUAGGAAGGGCAUCCAACACAUCUACAUUAGAACUUACACAAGAAAUUUCAAGGUUAAAAACGGAUAUAGAACGAAAGGAGGUAGACAACGAGGAAAAAUUAGCUAGACUGUUGUCCAAACAGCAGACAGAACUUAGUGAUAGACAGUUUCAUAUGUCAGAACUCGAGUUAAAAACCAAAGAAACUACCAAAGAAAAUAUGACAUUAAAACAAAAACUUAGUAAUCAAGCUUCUGUGGAUGAAUUACAAGCAGAAUUACAAAGACUUAAGUUACAAUCGGAUCAUUCUGGUCGCGAACAAUCUGUGAUGCAAGAAGAAAACUCAAGAUUAAAGGAGGAAUUAGCAUUCCAAGAGUCUGCGCUGAAUUCCUUGGUACAGGAGAAGAACUCACUGGAACAGGAACUGCGAGACAUCUUCGAAAAGAGGGAGUCUGUCGCCCAAUGGGAAGCACAGAUUUCUGAAAUCAUCAAGUGGGUGAGCGACGAAAAAGAUGCCAGAGGUUACCUACAAGCUCUGGCUAGCAAAAUGACAGAGGAGUUAGAAAAUCUCAAAGUGAUGGGAGUGUCUGAUGAUUCGAAUCGGCAGCGGUGGCGGAACCGACGUUCCCAAAGACUCGAUAAGAUGGAGCUGCUGAACCUGCAGUCAAGUCUGCAGAGUGAGAUCCAAGCCAAACAACAAAUCAGUGAGGAACUCAACAAGGUCAAGGCCGCUAAUGUAGCCGGAGAGACUAAGAUCCUGGAACUGGAGGCUAUAAUUGACAAGCUUAAGAAGGAUCAAGAGGAUCUCCAGGAUGAUUUAAACAGAAUGGAGAGGCCUGGUGAUUCAAGUCUGAUGAACUUUUUUAAGGGUCAUUUUUCACUUCUAAAUGAUUCUGAGAACGAGAGCAUGGCCGAUGAGGACAGUGUAAGUGAGGAUGCUUUGUCAAGAGCAGACUCGCGGACAGACUCGCGGUCAGACUUACAAUUCGGUUCCGAGUCCACUAUUGACAAUAUACCACACGCCAACAUGCCUACAAACCCGGUGUCCACGUCGGAACAGGUGUACGACCAGCCCUGGGGUGCGAGUAAGGUGGGCUCAACGCCGCAGCAGAAGGUGCACAACUUCACCAUGAAAACAUUCACCACACCGUACAGGUGUAACCAGUGCACGUCGCUGAUGAUAGGCGUCCAGAGGCAGGGUACAAUGUGUGAAGAGUGUGGAUACACCUGCCAUGUACAUUGUAUGGAGAAGGCCCCAAAUGUCUGUCCUGUACCACCAGAUCAGACAAAGCGACGUUUAGGAAUAGAUGUAUAUAAGGGCAUAGGGACAGCCUAUGAAGGAUAUGUUCGUGUGCCAAGAUUUGGAGGAAUAAAGAAAGGAUGGGUCAAGCAGUUUGUUGUAGUCUGUGAUUUUAAAUUAUUUUUAUAUGACAACAUUUAUCCUGACCGGAAUUCUCCCAGUCAUAUAGUCCAGCAAAUCCUAGAUAUGAGAGAUGAGGAUUUUUCCGUCAGUCCAGUGCUACCUUCAGAUGUGAUACAUGCCAACAAAAAAGAUAUACCUUGCAUAUUUAGAGUAACAACUUCUGAGAUGAAUCCGCCAGGAAGUAAACAUCAAGUGCUGAUGUUAGCGGAAAGUGAACAGGAGCGACAUCGAUGGGUCGGUGCUCUCAAUGAACUGCACAAACUUCUACGCAAGAACAAACUGCCUGACAAAGUUGCCUUCCAAGCUCAGGAGGUGUAUGACAACUCCCUGUCUUUAGUGAAGAGUAGCUUGUCAGCUGUUAUCCUGGAACCUGACAGAAUCCUGAUGGGGACUGAAGAGGGGUUGUAUGUGGCACAGUUGAACAAAGACGUGCUGAUCCGCGUUGGAGACCGCAGUGAAAAGAAGACUGUGUAUCAGUUAGAACUGGUACUGGAGGAACAACUUGUGGUAUUCAUUAGUGGUCGACAGAAGCAUAUCAAAUUGCUGCACGUGUCUGCAUUAGAAGGCCAUGAUGGUGAUCCAGUUAAGAUCCCGGAGAGCAAGGGAUGCAGUGUGUUCUGUACAGGACUUAUCCGACAGAGCUGCUGCUCUUGUCUAUGUGUGGCUAUUAAGCGGACUAUACAGGUGUACGAACUCAACAAGACACGCCAGAAGCAUAGGAAAAUGAAAGACAUUCAGGUCCCGGGACAAGUGCAGUUUAUAGAAAUUAUGAAUGAAAGACUUUGUGUGGGAUACCCGUCAUACUUUGCAAUUUACAGUGUCACAGGUGAUGCCGCACCAAUGACACUUGUGAAUUCUGAGGACACCAGUCUGCAGUUUGUGAUACAGUCACAACAAAACUCCCUGCAGGCAGUGGAGUUGUCUCAGAAGGAGUACCUAUUAGUAUUUAGUGUUUCUGGCAUAUAUGUAGACAACAAUGGUAGAAGAAGUAGAGCCCAGGAACUCAUGUGGCCAGCUCCUCCAACAGCAGUUGCGUACAGUGAUCCCUACCUCAUGUGCUAUUCAGAAAAUGCCAUAUUUGUGUUCGAUGUUCAUUCGGCAGAGUGGAUACAGACUAUGUGCUUGAAAAAGACAAAGCCCCUGAACAGGGAUGGCUCUCUGAACCUGAUGAAUAUGAUGGACUCCCAACACAUCAUCCACUUCAAGAACGUCCACCAGGAAGAAGAAAGGCUGGCCAUCAAGGAAAUCUUCAAAAACAGGAGUGUCAACAGGAACAAGAGACGGUUCUCUUUCAAGACGAGAGAAGAUCACGACCGAGGCUCUAAAGGGCCCGAGCGGCGCUCUCGUGAAAUUUCCGCACCAAUAUCAUUCAGCCAUGUAGCCCACAUGGGUCCAGAUCAGGUCUUUCCUUCAAGCAUACCAAUACCAGUAACCCACGGCCAGUCUGAGAGAAAAUCAAGAAUAAUCUCCGGUCCAACCAACUUUACCCAUGUGGCUCAUAUGGGUACAAACAUGGACAUGAAAUCACUCAUCGAUCUCCCCAAGCCGGUGGGAUCAUCUGCCCCUCCCCCUGUAGAUAGACCGCCCCCUGACACUACCAUACAGAGGGUGCGAAACAUCUUCCAACCUAGUAUGAAGUCGGUGCAGGAGGCUCAGCUGAGAGGUGCCCGGUCACAACCCAACGGUAGGUCCAACGGCAGUGCGAGGCGUGAAUCGCCGUCCAAAGUGGGGGGUGGAGCACGUCCUACGUCCUCCACCUCCUCCAUCUCUGAUAGUCCCGAGUUGUCAACCCACGACCAGUCUGCCUUCGCCGACGUCACCAGCAACAUGUUUGAGGAUGGGGAGGGGUUUGAGCGGCCACGUAUGCGCCUGUCUCUGGCCUCCACCAACAGUAACUUCAGUAGUCCCCCACACUCCACCAGUGGCAGUCUUUCCGAGGACCGAGACCCCGGCGACAAUGACCAGGACGUUGACUGUACUCGCCUCUGAUUGGCUGGAAGGUGACCCCAGAAAGAGGUCACCCGUGUGUCCCGCCCGAUGCAGCCCUGGCGGUUAUCUCGCCAUCACUGGUUACUUGCUUUAUGUAAUGUGUGGUCUCCUGUCCCAAGUGUUGACGACACGGAGCCGUCUCUGCUAUGUCUGUACUGACCUGGACAAAACCUGUUGGUAGGCUACAGUCUGUGGCAACUUGAUCACCACUCUCAUAUCAAACACAACGUCAAACCCAGCCGUGAACAUAAAUCAAGAAAUGCAGCAUUUUUUUUUCUUCUACAAAACAAAGCAAUGGGAUGCUUGCUUACUGCUGAUCAUUGAUAUAAUCGGUAUUAUUCCCGUAUAUAUUUAGUCCUAUCUAUUAACCUGUAGCAUGAGCACGGUGUCUACAACUCAAAAUCUAAAACUCUUUAUCCAUUGUACUUUGGAGUCGGCCAAUUUAAACCUUAUUUAAUCCUGAAAAAAUUAACAGAAAUAUGUAGGAAAAACACGUUUUGCAAUUUUAAAAGGCAAACUGAUUGUUUUUGUUUUAUUUUGUACAAUAUUAUUUAUCAUGGAACCUUUUUGAAUUCCUAAACCAUUUUCUUUUUUGGUGAAGAAAUAACAUAACCAUGUAUUUAUAUGAUGAUGACUAUCAUAAAUGGAUGCUUUAAAUUUACACUGCAAAUUCCUUUUCAAGGAGUGAUCUCUUAGUGUUACCCUUUGUAAGGAGUGAUCUCGGGUGUUACUUUUGGUUGUUCUACACAAUAUAUUACGCCUACAUAUUGCCGCCAUUACAGAUGAACCUGUCUCAUUCUGGUGUGAACAUUUACGUACCGAGGUGUGUAAUCGAGGUGAUGUGUGACACAUUACAGUCAGUUUGUAUCAUCACUGCCCCUUAACUCAUUCACCCCUGAAGACACAUUUGAACUCUUCCAAUUCAAAGGUUGGAAUAGUUCAUUAUAAAAUUUCAGGGGUGAAGGAGUUCAUAUUGUCUUCAUUUCAUUUGUGUCGAAACUUCACCACCUCUUGGUAUGUACAGCACAUCACAAUACACAAGUCAUAAAUGCGAAACAAGGUCGUACAUUUCAAAUAAGUUUACCUGCAUACCAUGCUCAUAAGGACUUGUAAUCAGGUUAGGAUAUUCGAAAUAUCUUGUAGGGUGUAUUGUUUUGUACAAUUUAAUGUCAAAGGUGGCAUUCUAUGAACAAAUCUGUAACUAAUGCAAGUCUAGAGUUUAUAUAUCCAUCAGACAAUAUAAAAUAUCAUGAUAUUUAGAAAAAAGAUUCAUUUACUAAACACCAGUUUUAAGUAACAAUACCAAUAUACUUAAUUAAUAAUAUAAUAAUCUCAAAGAAUAACAUUAUAAUAUGUAACAUUGAUAUAUUUAUAACUUCUUUAAACUUAAAUGGAAAAUGAUUUAUUUUUUUUGCCAUUUUUUCUUAAACAACGACUUGUAGCUAAAGGAUAACAUUGAUAUACAGGUAUUUAGACCAGGUUUGAUGUGAUGAAACAGUCUUUCAUUAUACCAACACAACAUGCCAUACCGGUGCUGUGUUUUUCUUUUUCAUCCUUCAGUACUAUUGAUAUGUAUGAAACAGACUGGCAACCUAUAUCCCACGAUGUUACAGGUUCAAUGUUUAACAAUUCUACUUGAGUUUUCAUGAAAACUUGUAAUUUUUGAAGUUUCUUGCAUUUGUAUUGCUCCACCAAAGGAAGACUGAAAGGUUGGUUUAAAUUUGACCAAUAUUUCAAAAAAUUGUUAAAGAAAAAAAAGAAAAGAAAAAAGCUUUACAAUGAAGGUCAGUUGAUCUAUAACGGAUAAAAAAAUGGCUUGACAAUAAAUUGCAAAUAAUGUUUAUUUUCCAUUUCAUGGAAUAAGAUCACAGAAAUUGAGACCCAUGAGAACACAGGACUUUAAUUAAGAUAGAUAAGAAUGUAGACUGAAAUAGAAUAGGGCGAAGUGUGUUGCACUCUUUAACACUGACCUUCCUUGUCAAGGGGUUGGUUAGCAACUUAUCAAUGCAUGAAAUCUUUAAAACUACUCUUUAAACAAAAUCUCCUAUCCAAACUGGUUGGCUGUUAUAAAGAGUGUGACUCUUAGUGCUUAUGCCCUUGUUCCCAAAAGAGUUAAAACAUGUCAUGCUUUAUAUAUAUAAAUAUAUAUAAAAUAUAUAUAUAUAUCAUACGACAAAUCCUGUUAGGAUAUUGUAUAGAUCUAAUGGCUUUAGUCGGUCACAUAGUAGCUUGUACAUAUAGAUGUAUUUAAAACACUAAACCAUGUUAAUAGCAACACAAUAUUCAGCCUUAUUCAUGUACAGUUGUAUAUUAAUGUAGCGUCAGUAAUGGAGUCCUGCAUAUAUAUAUAUAUGUAAAUGUUUUGUACAUAGUUAUCAGCUAUUGUUGACAAGUGAAUUUGCCAAAAACCCUAUGUUUUUCCUUUUUAAUUGAUCAAUGACUUUGGAGUGAAAUCGAGAUGAGCGGCGUGACCAGACACCCGGAGUUACUGCGAGAUCCUCUGUACCUGUUACACAUAAUUAUCGGUGUGCUUACGGUACGUUUGAUAACCGCGUUAUUGAGUUCAGUGCUGUGAGCGCUUUUCUUGCCGAGGGUCACCAUUUCCACACCCCUUACAAUCAGUGUAUGUUGUUUUUUGUAGACAGAUAUAAAUUGUAUAAUGUUGAAGUGACCAGAUUUGCAGACAUUCAUGUCAAAAGUGUUUUGCUACAUUAGUUGUACAAGACUUGAUUUGUGAUAGAAACAAAGUUUAAAUUUUAUGUAUUUGGUACCUGACCUACCGAUUUCACUAGGAGUUAUUUUUUUGGCAAUAUAAAAGAAAGCUAUUCGAAAGAGUUUUUUCCAGGAAAUCUGGCACGCUGGCAUACAAAGUCAACUUGGAGUAUAUGUUUAUAAUUGUGUUAUGCAGAAGACUUGUUGUUCCAAUAUGAUGUGUCUCUGUUGUUGGAAUCAAUUAAGCACAUUUUCAUGUCAUAUUGAUGUGUCACCAAUGAUAUACUGCCAAAAUAUGGGAGUUCCCAUCCAGCCAAUCAUUACUAUGUUAAGGGGGAAACACCAUGGGACCUACCUGUAUCUCGUGUAUCCAUUCACUUAGGUUUGUCAAGUCUUUCAUUUGUGGUAGAAGAUAAAACAUUAGCCAAAACUUGUUGAUUUGAACAUAUCUAAUUACGUGUUAUUUGAUUUGAUGACCUUAAAGGUCUGGUAAUUUUCUCGGAAAACACCUUGACAGUAGUUUCAUGUUGAUAUACACAUAUACCAGUAGCAAGAUGUUACAUGUUGUUAUACAUUAUCAUUCACAACUGAUUGUCACAAAUUAUGCCCAUGAAGGUGUCACAAUCCCUCUCGCAGUAACUCCUGGGUAGGGUUACUAGUGUGUGCACAGGAGUCUAGCAGUUAAUGCCUGAUGUGAGAGUGGUGUUUCUGCUGGAGAUCUUGCAAGUAAAUACCUGAUGUGAGAGUGGUGUUUCUGCUGGAGAUCUUAGCAGUAAAAACCUGAUGUGAGAGUGGUGUUUCUGCUGGAGAUCUUACAAGUAAAUACCUGAUGUGAGAGUGGUGUUUCUGCUGGAGAUCUUAGCAGUAAAUACCUGAUGUAAGAGUGGUGUUUCUGCUGGAGAUCUUAGCAGUAAAUACCUGAUGUGAGAGUGGUGUUUGCACUGAAGAUAAAUACCUGGUGUGUGUGUGAGAGAGAGAGGGAGAGGGAGAAAGAGAGAAAGAGAGAGAGAGUGUGUUUGGUGUUUCCACAAGGCAUGUUAAUUACAGUUAAUCCUUCAAUGUUUGAUGCAUGUCUCAUGACGAACAAAGACCAUGUUAUUUUUGUCUCCCAUAAUUUUUCUCAUAAACUUUCGUUGAAGUGAGCCGCUAUCAGGAUCACAAGCAUUUAAGGUUUUGAAUUGUACAUGUGAACAUUUCCAUAUAUUCAAGGGUGAUUCACAAAGUCCCCCAACACAAUGUGAUUCAUUUGAUGUUGUAUUACUUAGAAAAGAUGGAAUGAAGUAACUAUGAUUAUGCAAUAUGAAAUAUAAUACACACUGCUGUUGAAAAAAGCUGUGGUCACCAGUAAAAUUACCCAUACUUCCCUGAAAUUUUGAUUUUAAAUUUGUUAUUUUCACAAUAUUUGAAAUUAUAUUGACAAAGAGAAUUUCGCAAAAGACAAUAGAAUCAUGAUUCAACUUGAAAUUUAAAUGCAAGAUAUCUGACUGUUAGAUACCGUUAAUACGAUAAGGUCUGUGCAUCAUGAAGAAAAAGGCAGACUUGAUGGCAAAUCUGGUAGUUAUCUUGCAAUUUGCUAUACAUUUUAUAACCUGUUUUGGUUUGUGAAUGAUGAGAGAUUUUUUUAAUAUUUUACUUUCUCAGAAUUUUUUUAAUCCUUUUGAUUCCUUCAUUUUACCUAAAUGUUACGUUGAUAUUGAGUCAGUAUUAUGAAACAAGUGAUCGUUUGUUACUGUUAUUUUGUAUAGUAAAGCUUGAAGGUCUUUCAAAAACAUAAUCUUUGAAAAAUGUUGGAAGUAUCUUAAGAUAAUUUCAGGUUAUGAUAAGUAUGGUAUCUUUUUAGUUAAUUUUUUUUUUUCUUUUUUUUUUUCCAACAUGACUUACAGCAACACAAGGCAUUAUUAUAUUGAUCUUGUGUUUUAUAUUCCUGACAUUGUGAUGUGACAGGUAUUUAGCACUCGGUGCAAGGGGAGUAAUGGUAGUGGUAGAAUACAUUCCAUUUGACUUGGAAAUGCACACACAAAUCACACAAUUUUACAUCUACAUACUGCUACAUGUAUAAGUGAGUCUGAACAUCAGCAGUGCGAUGCGUGGCAAGUUCACUCAUGAAGAACUGCCUUUUAAUUAAUUGUUAAUUAAUGGAUGAUUAAUUGACUUGUGAUAUGGUUGAGGAGGAGACGAAGUCGCUUGUGCCUUUGGUUUGCUUGCUGAAUGUUUUGGUUGGCGUCCUGCCCGUUGAAGACUUGAUGAUAAUGUUAGUCGAGGUAUUUAUGUCCUUUUAGUGCGUAAACGGAGUUAAAUUCUUAAUUUUUACAUUUUUCGUGCUAACCUAAUACUUAAUCAGGAAAUUAAGAAUUUACUUCAAGAGCUGUCCUGUACAUGGUUAAUAUAUAGUUCUUGGGUCUACAGGAGGCCAGGGGUGUGACCUCAUACAUUUUGUGUAUCCUUGUCCACAUUCCACUAUGAAGUCUUUAACCUUCCAAAUAGAUUCAAAAUAUUCCUUUUCUUGAUUUGAACAAAUCUACAAACAGGUAAAAUGUAAUCUGUCGCAUGAUAGCAAAGAAGAAAAAUAAAGAUGACAAAUACAUCUAUUGAUUUCUUCAGCAGACAAAUGUCCUUAAAAUCUAGAUCUGUUUAAAUCAGUAGUUAAUAGGAAAUUAAGAAGCAGCUAACUAGGUUUAGGCAGGUGUCCCUGUGUUGUAGGCUAGAUUUGGGUAACAUCAGAUGGAGGACUACAGUGCUGUAGACUGACCGCGGGUAGAUAGAUGACCGACAGUGCUGUAGGCUAAUUGUUGAAAAACAGAUGGAAAUACUGUAGUCGGAAAGUGGUAAGAGAUACUUUGGUGCUGUAGGCCGACCCUGGGUACAUAGACUACAGUGUUGUAGGCAGACAGUGGGUAGAUAGACUACAGUACUGUAGGCAGACUCAAGGUAGAUAGACUACAGUGUUGUAGGCAGACUCUACGUAGAUAGACUACAGUUUUGUAGGUAAAUCGACUUAGGACGAGUUGUUAUGAAGCUGUCAAGCGAGGGGUCAAAAGUGAUACUUUACUAAUAGAAAAACAAAAGAAAACCUAAUUACUUAAAUUACUCUAUGAUUGUAAAUUUUUAUCUUGAAGAUUUUAAUUAUGCAAGAAUAUGAACUGAUUGAUGAGCACUAUUUGCAUAUCAUUUGUAUAUCUCCACGUUAGCUUUUAUUGUCAUUGUUUGAAUGUUAUUAUUUUUUUCAGGAAUCAAAACAUUUCUUCCACAGAAAUGAAGUAUAAACGUGCAAUGAUUUUUUCUCCCCUUAUUAUUAUUGUUAUUAUAGACAAAUGUGUUAACCUACCACACUAGUUGUAGCCUACAGUGUAAGGACUUGUAUCAUUGUAUCCCGUGUAUAGAGCCCGUUAUUUACCCCGUAUUACCACUGAGUUUUAUAAACUACGAUGUAUGUGUGAGUGUCGGUGUGCAUGUACAGUUUUGUAUGCAAUGUAGUGUUAUUAUUACUUUUUUUUGGUGAAAUCUUAAUUUGUUUUUUUGCCGAAAAUUUCUGUGCGGAUUUUAGGUGUGGGCAGCCACCUUGUAGAUACAGCCGAUGGUAUUUCGCUUUGGAGUUGUAUAGCCCAAGGAAGGUUUAUUAUUAUUAUUGCAAAGUUCCCACCACUAAUACAUACAGAUCUGUACGGAGAGCUUAGCCAAUUAUUACGAUUAUUAUUGUAUAGUUUUAUAACACAAAUCAGUAACAUGUAAGUGCAAGAAAUGGUAAAAUAAAACCGCAAAAAUAAUAAAAUUACAUAAAUUCUUC